Penicillium expansum is the source of this 1629-nucleotide messenger RNA. RefSeq lists its product as uncharacterized. The coding region runs from base 1 to 1629 and encodes 542 amino acids. NCBI's taxonomy places the organism in Eukaryota, Fungi, Ascomycota, Eurotiomycetes, Eurotiales, Aspergillaceae. The record is from RefSeq and is a predicted model, not a curated record. The transcript has a single exon.
AUGACACAAAUUCAGGGGCUUCCCAUAGAGCUCCUAGAUCUCAUUUUCUCUUUUCUUGUCCCUCCCGACGAUGAUCUCGACCGGCCGAUGGAAUAUCAAACCACGAAAGCCAAAGAUGGCAAUGAGAAGGAAUUGAAUGACGAAGAAGAUGACGAUGAUGCACCUGAUGAGAUUGAGACUCUGCGCAAUGUUUGCCUAGUUUCGCGAAAGUUCCGCGAGGUCGCCCAGCCUUUGCUCUUCCGUGAGCUUACUGAUGAUGGUAUGGCCGGUGAUCUAAGCCCGACCAUUCCGUUCACCAGAACAAUUUAUCGUCGUCCAGAUCUCGGAAAGCAUGUGCAGCAAAUCACCGUCCUGCCUCUCCCGUUUCACCUAGGUGGUUCCGGUUCUCUUGCCGCAGAGGAUUUCGAGUUCUUCAAAGGCAUAAUUAAGGACCUCAAACUGGCCGAGGGGGAGGAAACAUGGAUUUCGGCUCUGGAAAAAUCCGACCUCAGCAUUUUCGCAGCAUUACUAGCCAACAAGGCUCCCAAUCUUCGUGGGCUAUAUGUGCCUGUGCGCCAAUUCUCGAUCCAGCCAUUCAUCCAGCUUUUCAGCCACAAUCCGGAGUUUUUGUCGAACCUAGAGUCUAUCUGGAUUGAAAGUGACGACGAAAUGUCCGGCUUCGAUAUUGCUUCCUACGAGAAAUUCGUCACCCUUCCCAAGGUCAUACUUUCAACCUUUGAGUACGGUGAUCUCUUCGAAGAAUCGUUCCCAUCUACUUGGCUACCUGGAACAUUGUUGACAGAGGAACUUGCCUUCCACCACUGCCACAUCGAUGCAGGUGCCCUCAAAAAGCUCAUGCAAGCGUGCAAGAAGCUGAAAUCCUUUACGUACAACAAUUUCAGCUUGGACCCUAAUGACCGACGGAUCAUGCGUGUGGGGACAGUGCCCGAGUUUAACGCCAAGGAAGCUCACGAAGCCGCCCUCCUACAUAAAGACACACUCGAGCUCUUCCACCUCGAGUACGCAAUGGAAUUACCCGACGUCGAUGAUAUCGAGCAACUUGUUUCCAGCCACGUCAAGGUUGGCUCAUUCCGCGAGUUCUCUGCACUCGAGACAAUCCUCAUCCCACAUGCUGCCCUUCCUCCACACCCUCAAUUCCCCAGCUCUCUAGAGACACUCCAUAUCACCGACUGCAACUCGUCUAUCCGGGAGUUGACUCAGAACAUCGCGACAGAUUGUAAAAAUGGUCUUUAUCCCAAGUUGACUAGCGUCAAGGUAUUCGCAAUCGACAUCACACAGCCUAUUAAGCUUCCUGGGCAACGUAUUCCGGAAGGGAAGACACCAGAGCAAUGUUUCCUUGCUCUGAAGGAGAUGUUCAAAGGAACCAAAGUGAAUUUCCAGAUCUUGCCAUAUGAAUUACCUGAUUUUGAUGAUUACGGUGAUCUCGACGAUUAUGAUGAAGAUCUUGGUUAUGAGGAAGAUUUUGACGAAGCCGGGUCCGAUGAAGAAGCAGAUCCUGACAUAGAUGCAAUUCCACCACGGAUUUUGGAUCUAAUUAUGCAGCGGGCUAUGAUGGACCCUGAAUUUGCACACCUUCGCCCUGAUGCGGAGAGUGAUGAUGAUUCUUGGGAAACUGAGGACAGUGAUUGA